Caenorhabditis remanei is the source of this 519-nucleotide messenger RNA. RefSeq lists its product as uncharacterized. The transcript is spliced from 2 exons. The record is from RefSeq and is a predicted model, not a curated record. NCBI's taxonomy places the organism in Eukaryota, Metazoa, Nematoda, Chromadorea, Rhabditida, Rhabditidae. Bases 1 to 519 code for a protein of 172 amino acids.
AUGGAGUCUUUCAUACAACUCGACAACUUUUAUCUGCAAUCCGUCUCCCUGGCUACAAUGGGGUACUGUGCCAUACUGUAUCUCGUUGCUACAGUAAUCCGUAUGGCGGAGUUGAAGAAGUGUCUGAUGGUGAUGUUUGGAAUGGAUUUGAUUGUCAGAAUUGGCGUUAUGACAGCAGGAUGUAUUCUGGUGACUGAUAUGAAGAUGAUGUGCUUCUUCCUAUUCCUUCAAAUCAUAUCCUCCUUGAUCAUCGUCUUCAUCUCCCUCCCCGCCACCCCAGUAUUUCAUGUGAGAUACAAGAACUGUCUGAAAGCUGUCUUCAUAUUAUUUUUCGUUAUUAUUGUUAUCGCUGGCCUUCUCAUCACCUUCAAAUUGUACCUCCAGGGGUCAUCCGCCAAAUGGGGAAUCGCGUUGUUUGUACUAUCCCUCCAAACUUAUUGGUUAUCAAUAUUUGAUUUAUUGACAGUAUGGAAUGGAAAUUUCGGGUUGGGAGAAAGCGAGGAGGAGAAGAAGAGGUAA